AUGAUUAGUCGACUGUUUACUCAAGUGGUUGGCAGAUCAUCACACAAGAUAUGUCGCCUUAGGCGACAUAUCCAACAGUCAAGUACGCUACGAAACGAUCCAGAUGUUACAGAAUUACCACGUGUAAAUCAAGUGGGCAUCCAGUAUCUAUCCCAUCAAUUACAUAAAAAGGUUUUCCCCACAACAGAACUCGAUGAUUACCUUAACCCAGAGCACCCAGAGCUACUAGAAGCAGCAAAGAAACAUUUGCAAGCUAAUGAUUUGCUCGGUAAAAAGACUCAAAUCACCAACCCCAUAACAAUCAAUCAUUUCCCUGACUUAGUUGGCAAAAGUCUCGAUGAACACUUUUACAAGCUUGGACAAAAAUCAGCAGAGCCAUAUUUAUCAAUGGCACAAAAAUUCCUUCUGCCAGAGUCAUCAAUUCCUCCUAUACCGUCUCAGGACGAAUGGCUCAUGCAGCCAGGGUGGACGAGAUACACCCAGGAUGGAACAUCCCCGGAGAAAGUGCCUUAUCCGCUAGAGGACGAACUUGUAUUCGAUGUGGAAGUUCUUUACAAGAUUAAAAAGUUUCCAAUUAUUGCCACAUGUGCUUCAUCCAAGGCAUGGUACGGAUGGGUUUCACCAGUACUACUUGAUGCCUCAGAUCGAUGGAAAAAGAAGAUUGACUACAACCAUUUAAUUCCAAUGAAUUGUGCCAAGCAACCUAAAUUGUUGAUUGGUUACAACGUUAGUUAUGAUCGUGCCAGAAUCCUUGAGGAGUAUAAUAUUAAAAAAUCCAAAGCAUUCUACCUCGAUGGAAUGGCCAUGCAUGUUGCUAUAAGUGGGAUUUGCUCUCGACAGCGACCCAUGUGGCAAAAAUUCAACAAAGCGAAAGCCAAGGCAGAACUUGCUCAAGAGCAAGAGGAUGAAGAAAACGAAUACUGCGAUCAGGAAGAAGAUGACGAAUACGAUCCAGCUGUAUCAAUACAAGAAGAUCCCUGGUUGUUGACGGGCUCCCCCAACUCAUUAGCAAACGUGGCAAAGUUUCAUUGUGGGAUAGAGAUGAAUAAGACCGCUCGUGAAUACUUUGCAUCAGAGGAUCCUCGAGAGAUUGUGAAGAACUUCAAUUUGUUAAUGAACUAUUGUGCACACGAUGUUGACGCUACAUACAAAGUGACAAAGAAGUUGUUUCCUGAAUUUUUUACAAAAGUUCCACAUCCAGUCUCGUUUGCUGCAUUGAACCAUUUAGGGUCGUUGAUUUUGCCAACAAGCACCAAGUGGAAGAGCUAUAUUGAGUCAGCAGAAGCUUGCUAUGAUGCGAAUAGAGCUGAAGUAAAUGAUACAUUGAAAAAGUUGGCACUCAACUUGAUACAGCAUAUCGAAAAGAAAGAUUCCAAAUUGGCACCAAAGUACGAAAAAGACCCGUGGUUGAACCAACUAAACUGGAAGUUGAAAAAGGGGAGGUUCAAAAAGGAUGGAUCUCCAUACAAAAGAAAUGCUUAUUUAACGGGAUAUCCCGAGUGGUAUAGAGAUUUAUGGGGUUCAGUAGCGCCCGCAGGCAGUCAAAUGAAUCUCACUUUGAAAACGAGGAUAACACCCCUUUUGCUCAAGUUGAAAUGGGAAAACUUUCCCCUCUUUUGGACAGAUACUGAAGGAUGGUGUUUCAAAGUGCCAUUUGAUGAGGAUCACUUAGCAUACUUAUUUUCCAAAAACUAUGUACGUGCGACAUUGACACCAGAAGAGAUUGAUGCCACGCAUGACAAAUUGCACGAGGACGGCAAAUCGUAUGUUUUGUUCAAAGUGCCUCACCCAGACGGUCCAAACAAGCGAUGCACUUCAGUCCUUUCAAAAAAUUACAUGAGGUAUUUUGAUGAUGGAACAUUAACCUCCGAGUACGACUAUGCGAAAAAGAUUUUAAAACUUAAUCACGAAGCUUCGUAUUGGACGGGUAAUCGAAAUCGUAUAAUGGAUCAAUUUGUCGUUUACAAUAAGGAGGGGAAGAAUAAGUUCUUUGACACAAAGAAAGAGUGUCAGGAGCAUAAAGAUAUGGGUAUCAUCAUUCCAAACUUGGCGUCAAUGGGCACAAUCACAAGAAGAGCCACUGAAAACACCUGGCUCACAGCAUCCAAUGCAAAAAAGAAUCGUAUUGGAUCUGAAUUGAAAUCUUUGAUUGAAGCACCAAAAGGAUACUGCUUUAUUGGAGCCGAUGUUGAUUCAGAGGAAUUGUGGAUUGCAUCAUUAGUUGGUGACUCUAUGUUUGGUAUACAUGGUGGAUCUGCAUUAGGUUGGAUGACGUUGGAAGGAGAGAAACUGCAAGGUACAGAUUUGCACUCGAAAACUGCUAGCAUUUUAGACAUUUCGCGUAAUGAUGCAAAAGUGUUCAACUAUGGUCGGAUAUAUGGCGCAGGAAUUACGUUUGCCACGCGAUUGUUGAAACAGUUUAAUAGCGACCUCUCCGACAUCGAAGCAGAAGAAAUUGCCCAAAAGUUGUAUGCCAGUACAAAAGGAAUGACACAAUCGCCACGAUCUUUGGGUCUGAAAAAAGUGUAUUAUGGUGGCAGUGAAUCCGUAAUGUUUAAUGCGUUGGAAUCUAUUGCACAACAGCCAGAACCUAAAACGCCAGUACUAGGUGCUUCAAUCACAGACGCUUUGAAUUCCAAGAAUUUGAAAAAGAACACGUACAUGACAUCAAGAGUAAACUGGACUAUCCAGAGCUCUGGUGUUGACUACUUGCACUUGUUGAUUGUAUCGAUGGAGUAUUUGAUUGAAAAAUAUGGCAUUGACGCUAGAUUGGCAAUUACAGUGCAUGAUGAGUUGCGAUACCUUGUCAAGGAAAAGGACAAGUACUUGGCUGCUUUACUUUUACAAAUUAGUAAUGUAUGGACCAGAGCUAUGUUUUGUGAACAAUUGGGUAUUAAAGAAGUUCCUCAAUCGUGUGCAUUCUUUUCUGAAAUUGAUAUUGACCAUGUAUUGAGAAAAGAAGUGAGUAUGGAUUGUGUUACUCCAUCUCAUCCUGACCCAAUUGCACCAGGAGAAUCAUUAAAUAUAAAGCAAUUAUUGGACAGGACCAACAAUGGGGAAAUAUUGAACUGCAACCCUAAACCAAUGACAUUAAGGACAACCAAAUAUGAGCCACGAGUACCCGUCAUUCAAACAUUACGAAGCGGCUGGACGGAACAAGCUAGUAUUCAACUAGUCAAAUUGCAAACAUCAACCAAUAAGGAAGAAUGGAUUCAGAAUUUACGGCAAUUGAAUAGAAUCAUCCGGACUUAUGUUACUGAUGAACAAAAGGAGAUUUUGGUCAAAUUUCACGAUGAUCGUGUUAAUGACAAGGCACGCCAUGUGGUCUAUAGACGCGAUCGCAAAAGGAAAACACAAACUAAAGAUGCAGGUAAAGUGGCACCGGACUUUGACUUGGAAGUUGAGCCGAAAAGGGGUAAGGAUACCAAGGGCAAGGACACCAAGGGCAAGGGCUCCAGGGGAAAGAGAGUUGCAAAGGCAACAGACGAUGCGAGCACAAAGAAAGUGAGUAUGGGCCAAAGCGAAACCGAGUAUGCUUCACGUGAGGGUGACGAAAAAACUGUCCAACCUCGUUUCUAUGGACUGAAUUCCUUAACCAUCCCAAGCUCAACAUCUGAGUCGUCAGGGGAUGAAACGAAAAAUGAAUCAAUGAAUGUCAAUGCAGCAAUGUCAUCAGCAGUGCAUCCUCAGACACAUGCUUCUCUCACUAACGCCAAUUCAUCCCCGUUGUGUGGACCACCAUCCGCACGCCCUCAUUAUUCGAACCCUUCGACUAGACCUCAUGCAUCAAAAUUGGGAUUUGCAAACAAGAUGGGGUAUCACACUUCCACUGGGGCUAUGAAUCAUACUUUAUUGCAGGGAAGUGAGAAUGUAGCUGGUUUCUCGAGUCGUGAACCUUUAAAAUCUAAUCAAUUAAUGGUUGGUUGUGAUGAUUUCGUUUGCUGUGGUGAUCUAUUCGAGACAAGAUACCGGCUGCGUCGACGACGAAUAAGCAUCCGCGGUGGCACAUGUCUAGUGGAGGAGCUAGCGGGAGAAUUCCCUAAAAUUGGAUGGAGAAGAAAACGACGACGAGGAAGGAAAAAAGAUCGUUUGUGUUAUUUCUCAGGAUAG
Messenger RNA from Lodderomyces parapsilosis, 4110 nucleotides. RefSeq names its product DNA-directed DNA polymerase gamma. Lineage: Eukaryota; Fungi; Ascomycota; Pichiomycetes; Serinales; Debaryomycetaceae. The coding region runs from base 1 to 4110 and encodes 1369 amino acids. The transcript has a single exon. Gene Ontology annotation, molecular function: 3'-5' exonuclease activity; DNA-directed DNA polymerase activity; DNA binding. Gene Ontology annotation, biological process: mitochondrial DNA replication. Gene Ontology annotation, cellular component: mitochondrion; gamma DNA polymerase complex. The record is from RefSeq and is a predicted model, not a curated record.